UGACAGACGAGGCAUUUUUUUUCACUUAAUUAAAUGUGAAUUGCUAAUCUUUGAGAUAUGGCUGUAUCUAUUGUCAUUAAAGGCCCAGUGCAGUCAAAAACGAAUAUAUAUUUCCACACUAUGUGGUUGGAAUAAUACUGUGAAAUUGUGAAAAGGAUGAUAAUGCCCCUUUAGUGUAAGAGCUGUUUGAAAAGGCCACGUGAAAGUUCUGUCUGUUUUGGCGGGAUGGAGUUUUGGCCUGCCUGGUGUCUUCACCAAGGUAAAUUAGUAAAUUAGUUAAUAGACCAAUAAGACAGAUAGUUCCAAACAUUGGAUUAGGGAUCAGUAAAUUAAUAGGAUCUGGUUCAAAACCUCUUUGCCAAUAGCAGGUUGUUUUCAGUUUUCAGUUUUCAGCUCCCCACCUCCAGACAGUCCUAGCAAAAUUGUUGCUUGAGAAAUUGCUCUUUGGUAAGAAGCUAUUUUUGUUUCUUUUUGAUGAUUUUAAUUGAUAACAACACAGUAGGGUACUUAAUUGUCACCCAAAAAUGGAUUUGAUAUUGAUACAAAAACAGCUGCAUUGGACCUUUAACGUCUAUGGUAGUGGGAAGAAUUGCAUGUAACUCUGCCCACUUAAUAUUUCCAUUAACACUAAACAUACUGUACAGCUGUGUGUGCAUAGUGGCUGCUAACCUAAAAACACACAAAACAUACUCCCGUUCUUCCUCGGCAGAAACGAGAGAUAGAAGGAGAAAGAAAGGAAUAGAAAAAGGAACAGAUAGUGAUAGAGGAAGACAAGCAGAACAUGGGGUCUUUAGCGGUGGGGGGGUUGACCUUAAAGCCUUUGACUACCAUUUUGUGGCUGUGGUAUCAGCGUGGCUAGUAAUAGGUUUAGGUUUAGGUUUAUUUAAUCAUCUUGGUACAUAUGUCAGAAACAUACAUAACAUGUGAUGUCAUACAACAAGUGGAAAGAUAAGACCAGCCUGAAAGGAUAAGACCAGCCUUAUCCAUGACUAUUGUUUUAGGGAAGAGUUAUAGGUAACACUUCUUAUGAAUACCUUCUUCAUAAUGCAUUAUAAACACAUCCACAGAGCCUUAUUAGCUAUGCAUAAUACACUUUAAGCUAUAACUACAUGCAUAAAGGAUUAUGAGUUAUUAUGCACAUGAGAUUCUGUAUUGGAUUGUUCAUCUUGGACUGGAUCAUCUUUGUUCCUGGUAAUGUACACUGAGUGUACAAAACAUUAAGAACACCUUCCUAAUAUUGAGUUGCACCCCCUCCGGGCCCCCUUUUGCCCUCAGAACAGCCUCAAUUCGUCAGGCACGGACUCUACAAGGUGUUGAAAGUGUUCCACAGGUUUGCUUGCCCAUGUUGACUCCAAUGCUUCCCACAGUUGUGUCAAAUUGGCUGGAUGUCCCUUUGAUGGGUAACCAUUCUUCAUACACACGGAAACUGUUGAGCAUGAGAAGCCCAGCAGCUCUUCAGUUCUCAGCAGCUCUUGACACAAACCGUUGGACCUGGCACCUACUACCAUCCCCUGCACAAAGGCACUUAAAUCUUUUGUCUUGCCCAUUCACCCUCUGAAUGGCACACAUACACAAUCCAUGUCUCAACUGUCUCAAAGCUUCGAAAUCAUUCUAUUGCCUGUCUCCUCCAGGUGACAUCAAUAAGGGAUCACAGCUUUCAGCUCGAUUCACUUGGUCAGUCUAUGUAAUUGAAAGAGCAGGUGUUCAUAAUGUUUUGUACACUCAGUACAGUAAUUUGCUUAAUCUAGUCGCAUUGCAUCAGAGGUAUGAAUAGGGAAGGAAAGCCAGUGUGUGAGUUUUGGUUCAUCUUACAUUAGUACCCCAGGUCAUCUUAGGUUUCAUUACAUACAGUCGAGAAGAACUACUGAAUAUAAGAUCAGCGUCAACUCACCAUCAGUACGACCAAGAAUAUGUUUUUCGCGACGCGGAUCCUGUGUUCUGCCUUACAAGCAGGACAACGGAAUGGAUCGCAUGCAGCGACCCAAAAAACAACUCCGAAAAAGAGGGAAACGAGGCGGUCUUCUGGUCAGACUUCGGAGACGGGCACACCGUGCACCACUCCCUAGCAUUCUUCUUGCCAAUGUCCAGUCUCUAGACAACAAGGUUGAUGAAAUCCGAGCAAGGGUAGCAUUCCAGAGGGACAUCAGAGAUUGUAACGUUCUGUGCUUCACGGAAACAUGGCUCACUGGAGAGACGCUAUCCGAAGCGGUGCAGCCAACAGGUUUCUCCACGCAUCGCGCCGACAGAAACAAACACCUUUCUGGUAAGAAGAGGGGCGGGGGCGUAUGCCUUAUGGCUAACGAGACAUGGUGUGAUGAAAGAAACAUACAGGAACUCAAAUCCUUCUGUUCACCUGAUUUAGAAUUCCUCACAAUCAAAUGUAGACCGCAUUAUCUACCAAGAGAAUUCUCUUCGAUUAUAAUCACAGCCGUAUAUAUCCCCCCCCAAGCAGACACAUCGAUGGCUCUGAACGAACUUUAUUUAACUCUUUGCAAACUGGAAACCAUUUAUCCGGAGGCUGCAUUCAUUGUAGCUGGGGAUUUUAAUAAGGCUAAUCUGAAAACAAGACUCCCUAAAUUGUAUCAGCAUAUCGAUUGCGCAACCAGGGGUGGAAAACCUUGGAUCAUUGUUACUCUAACUUCCGCGACGCAUAUAAGGCCCUGCCCCGCCCCCCUUUCGGAAAAGCUGACCACGACUCCAUUUUGCUGAUCCCUGCCUACAGACAGAAACUAAAACUAGAGGCUCACACGCUGAGGUCUGUCCAACGCUGGUCCGACCAAGCUGACUCCACACUCCAAGACUGCUUCCAUCACUUGGACUGGGAUAUGUUUCGUAUUGCGUCAGAUAACAACAUUGACGAAUACGCCGAUUCGGUGUGCGAGUUCAUUAGAACGUGCGUUGAAGAUGUCGUUCCCAUAGCAACAUUCCCUAACCAGAAACCGUGGAUUGAUCGCAGCAUUCGCGUGAAACUGAAAGCGCGAACCACUGCUUUUAAUCAGGGCAAGGUGUCUGGUAACAUGGCCGAAUACAAACAGUGCAGCUAUUCCCUCCGCAAGGCUAUCAAACAAGCUAAGCGUCAGUACAGAGACAAAGUAGAAUCUCAAUUCAACGGCUCAGACACAAGAGGCAUGUGGCAGGGUCUACAGUCAAUCACGGACUACAGGAAGAAAUCCAGCCCAGUCACGGACCAGGAUGUCUUGCUCCCAGGCAGACUAAAUAACUUUUUUGCCCACUUUGAGGACAAUACAGUGCCACUGACACGGCCUGCAACGAAAACAUGCGGCCUCUCCUUCACUGCAGCCGAGGUGAGUAAGACAUUUAAACGUGUUAACCCUCGCAAGGCUGCAGGCCCAGACGGCAUCCCCAGCCGCGCCCUCAGAGCAUGCGCAGACCAGCUGGCCGGUGUGUUUACGGACAUAUUCAAUCAAUCCCUAUACCAGUCUGCUGUUCCCACAUGCUUCAAGAGGGCCACCAUUGUUCCUGUUCCCAAGAAAGCUAAGGUCCACAGACGAUGCAAUCUCAACCACACUGCACACUGCCCUAACCCAUCUGGACAAGAAGAAUACCUAUGUGAGAAUGCUGUUCAUCGACUACAGCUCGGCAUUCAACACCAUAGUACCCUCCAAGCUCGUCAUCAAGCUCGAGACCCUGGGUCUCGACCCCGCCCUGUGCACCUGGGUACUGGACUUCCUGACAACAUCUCCUCCCCUCUGAUCCUCAACACUGGGGCCCCACAAGGGUGCGUUCUGAGCCCUCUCCUGUACUCCCUGUUCACCCACGACUGCGUGGCCGCACACGCCUCCAACUCAAUCAUCAAGUUUGCGGACAACACAACAGUGGUAGGCUUGAUUACCAACAACGACGAGACGGCCUACAGGGAGGAGGUGAGGGCCCUCGGAGUGUGGUGUCAGGAAAAUAACCUCACACUCAACGUCAACAAAACUAAGGAGAUGAUUGUGGACUUCAGGAAACAGCAGAGGGAACACCCCCCUAUCCACAUCGAUGGAACAGUAGUGGAGAGGGAAGCAAGUUUUAAGUUCCUCGGCAUACACAUCACAGACAAACUGAAUUGGUCCACUCACACAGACAGCAUCGUGAAGAAGGCGCAGCAGCGCCUCUUCAACCUCAGGAGGCUGAAGAAAUUCGGCUUGUCACCAAAAGCACUCACAAACUUCUACAGAUGCACAAUCGAGAGCAUCCUGGCGGGCUGUAUCACCGCCUGGUACGGCAACUGCUCCGCCCUCAACCGUAAGGCUCUCCAGAGGGUAGUGAGGUCUGCACAACGCAUCACCUGGGGCAAACUACCUGCCCUCCAGGACACCUACACCACCCGAUGUUACAGGAAGGCCAUAAAGAUCAUCAAGGACAUCAACCACCCGAGCCACUGCCUGUUCACCCCGCUAUCAUCCAGAAGGCGAGGUCAGUACAGGUGCAUCAAAGCUGGGACCGAGAGACUGAAAAACAGCUUCUAUCUCAAGGCCAUCAGACUGUUAAACAGCCACCACUAACAUUGAGUUGCCGCUGCCAACACACUGACACUGACUCAACUCCAGCCACUUUAAUAAUGGGAAUUGAUGGGAAUGAUGUAAAUAUAUCACUAGCCACUUUAAACAAUGCUACCUUAUAUAAUGUUACUUACCCUACAUUAUUCAUCUCAUAUGCAUACGUAUAUACUGUACUCUAUAUCAUCGACUGCAUCCUUAUGUAAUACAUGUAUCACUAGCCACUUUAACUAUGCCACUUUGUUUACAUACUCAUCUUAUAUGUAUAUACUGUACACGAUACCAUCUACUGUAUCUUGCCUAUGCUGCUCUGUACCAUCACUCAUUCAUAUAUCCUUAUGUACAUAUUCUUUAUCCCCUUACACUGUGUAUAAGACAGUUUAGGAAUUGUUAGGUAGAUUACUUGUUGGUUAUUACUGCAUUGUCGGAACUAGAAGCACAAGCAUUUCGCUACACUCACAUUAACAUCUGCUAACCAUGUGUAUGUGACAAAUACAAUUUGAUUUGAUUUGAUUUGAUAUACAGUGACGGGGUAGGCUGUCAUUGUAAAAUAAGAAUUUGUUCUUCACUGACUUGACUAGUUAAAUAAAGAUUGCAUUUAAUUUUUUAUUUUUAAAUGCAUGUGACUCCAUGAUCACAUUGGCCCCACAGGGGUUCCCAACCUUUUUACAGGGGUUCCCAACCUUUUUACAGGGGUUCCCAACCUUUUUACAGGGGUUCCCAACCUUUUUACAGGGGUUCCCAACUAAAUUUUACAUUUG
Molecule: messenger RNA, 5263 nt
Organism: Oncorhynchus keta (chum salmon)
Lineage: Eukaryota; Metazoa; Chordata; Actinopteri; Salmoniformes; Salmonidae
Exons: 2
Coding region: 2826-4508 (560 amino acids)
Molecular function (GO): methyltransferase activity; 2-oxoglutarate-dependent dioxygenase activity
Source: RefSeq, a predicted model, not a curated record